Molecule: messenger RNA, 1472 nt
Organism: Stegastes partitus (bicolor damselfish)
Lineage: Eukaryota; Metazoa; Chordata; Actinopteri; Pomacentridae
Gene: cmpk1
Product: cytidylate kinase
Exons: 6
Coding region: 105-758 (217 amino acids)
Biological process (GO): pyrimidine nucleotide biosynthetic process; 'de novo' pyrimidine nucleobase biosynthetic process
Molecular function (GO): ATP binding
Source: RefSeq, a predicted model, not a curated record
UGUCGUUUGUGCUCAUCGACCGACACUGACACGCAUUCACCGGGCGGCUCGGCUCGUUAUUUCACGCUCACAGCCCGCCGGUUCGCAUCCGUCGCUGGUGGUUUAUGCUCGGCCGCUUGUUCGGGUCUCAGAGGGUGUCGUCCUUCCUCUACCGGGUGUCGCUGAUGAUGAAGCCGCAGGUUGUGUUCGUGCUGGGCGGGCCUGGCGCCGGCAAAGGGACCCAGUGCUCCAAAAUCGUGGAGAGCUACAACUUCACCCACUUGUCAGCUGGAGAUCUGCUCAGGGCGGAGCGAGCUAGAGACGGCUCCGAGUUCGGACAGCUCAUCUCCAACUACAUCAAAGAGGGCAAGAUCGUCCCGGUGGAGAUCACCAUCAACUUACUGAAGAAGGCGAUGGAGGAGACGAUGCAGCAGGAUGAGAAGAAGUUCCGUUUCCUCAUCGACGGUUUCCCUCGCAACGAGGACAACCUUCAAGGGUGGAAGAGCGUCAUGGACGGCAAAGCAGACGUCAAGUUUGUGCUUUUCUUCGACUGCGGCAAUGAGGUCUGCAUCGACAGAUGUCUAGAAAGAGGGAAGAGCAGCGGACGCACAGAUGACAACAGAGAGAGCCUGGAGAAAAGAAUCCAAACCUACCUGCAGUCUACGCGACCAAUCAUCGAGCUGUACGAGAAGGACGGCAAGGUGCGCACCGUGGACGCCUCUCGCUCCGUGGACGAGGUGUUUGCGGAGGUGAAAGCCAUCCUAGACAAAGAGGGCUGAGCUCCUCCGACUGCCAGCAACAUUCAUUUACUUUUUAGUUUCCUUUUUAUCAACUGCAAUUACACUAUUAUGAGUUUAUAUGUCCAUUCAUAUGACUUUUUACGUUUGGUUACCUUUGAUUUCUGUCUUUUUUUUUUUUUGUAAUCUGCUUACACUGUUGGUGUGUUUGUGCGUGUACACUGCGUACCGGCGUGAAUGAGAGCUGGAGAUGCCCUGCAGCUGCUCGUAAUCGACUAGUUCUGGUUCAGAAGAGCUCACGGUUCAUCCCGGUCGGAGGCCAUUGCGAGGCGAUGCAUGGUCGGCACUUGUUUGUCGAAGACACUUACAGUACUGGAAGUCUCUAAAAAACAAACUGUAUUUAUCACUUAUGUCUUCUGUCAUGAGAAGCAGCCAUCAUGCUUCAGACCAAAUCGUUGUUUGACCUGAGGAUUUAGUUUAGACUCCACCGAGCAGCCAAAUAAAACCAAUACAACAUCUGUCUCAUGUUUAGCACUACAGGGGCAUGACCAGAGACUUUUAGUGCCAUGUAGACGUUAUCAGGUGUGUUUCUGUGAUAGAUGAGUAUUUAAAAUUUAAAAAAACCUCAGUGUGCUUCAUCAUGGCUAUGACAUGUGGGACUAGUCAUAGUAGGAACAAAGGGGAUGAACAUGAAACACUUAAACUGUACUGUAUCUGCUCGUAUGAAGGACGAUAAAGCUGAAAAAGGAAAAACGA